CAAACUCUACACUACGCACCCAAACAGUCCCUUAUCAGUAGGGUUUUAGCUCCGAAAACCCUUCAAUUUUUGGGAUAAACCAAUAAACCCCAUUUCAACAUCAGCUCGAAUUCGUCCACACAAAGGGAAGGAAAAUGGCUAUCGCCGCCGCCAGAUCCGUUUUCCGGUCGUCAGCCGUCCGUAGGGCCGCCACGAGGCUGGCGUCCCAAGCGAAGUCCGCUCCCUCCCCCUCGCCGUUCCGCCUCCCCUCCAGAACUCCCUUACUAGCUCAUCGCAUCUUCCGGUCGCCUGCUGAACUGAGUGCGUGCGUGGAGUCGAUGCAGCCGUUCCACACCGCCACUGCCUCAGCGUUGAUGACAUCGAUGCUCACCGUCUCUCGAUUCGGUUACGGUUGGCUCCCUGAAGCUUGCAAUGAUGAUGUGUGAUGGUCUUUGGAAGCCAAGGGAUAAAAAUUCUGCCAAACCUUGUUCCUACUAGUCAUGGUUGUUGUGGAAGUGAGGAAAGUCUUGAUUGAGCUUGAAAAGGGCCAAUUGUACUGUAUUCAGACACGAAAGAACUGUCGAAUAUUUCAAUUUUGUUAUGAAUAUGCCUAAAUACCAUCUUUCUCUGGUUUUUGGUGUUCAAAUUUACUGAUAGAAAAUAAGAUACAAAUUAUGCUCAUAUGUGCGCUAUCAAUGCUUAGUAUUUGUUUGAAGUAUUUACUGAUUAUUUGCACAUGUAUCAGAUUGCACUAAUGAUCUGUGAUCAGUACCAGAUCUUUCAAGGUCCUCAUUCAAUAUUCUGAUAUGUAGUCGGAAGACUCCAUGUUUGUUGUUUAGGUCUCGAACAUUUUUCCAGUUUGAACACGAGCCUUGCAUGCCGGUUCUGUUCUGUUUUAGUUAGUCUUGUUUUUGAAUGGUUUGCUCAGUGGAGAGCAUGCUGUAAAUUACUUGACAAGAGAAAACAAAUGUGAUGUUAAUGGACAAGAAGUUAAAUGAAUUUUUUUCAUCCUUGCUUUUUGCCAGGUAUCGAUGAUGCAUAAUGGAAGUAGUGGCAUCUCGUCUUUGAAGCUCUGGCGUCAGUUUGCUCUGUCCAUUUAAUCCCUUCGUCUUCUAUUUGGAUAAUUAUUUUUUUACCUCAACAGCAUAAUUUUAUAGUAAAACAUAAGACAUAUUAGUAUUAUUAUUCGAUAUAAACAUGUCGUUACAACAGCAGUAUCAUAGAUUCUGAUCUCGACAACAUUUAGCUUUCUACAAGAUCAAUUGUGUGUUAA
This is a messenger RNA of Salvia miltiorrhiza (redroot sage), 1252 nucleotides long. RefSeq names its product protein NUCLEAR FUSION DEFECTIVE 6, mitochondrial-like. Gene Ontology annotation, cellular component: mitochondrion. NCBI's taxonomy places the organism in Eukaryota, Viridiplantae, Streptophyta, Magnoliopsida, Lamiales, Lamiaceae. The record is from RefSeq and is a predicted model, not a curated record. Bases 135 to 425 code for a protein of 96 amino acids. The transcript is spliced from 3 exons.